Molecule: messenger RNA, 2307 nt
Organism: Linum trigynum
Lineage: Eukaryota; Viridiplantae; Streptophyta; Magnoliopsida; Malpighiales; Linaceae
Source: the annotation of a GenBank genome assembly
UACUAGAGCUUCCAAUAAAGAAUAACAGCGAAGAUGCAGGAUUUGGAGAUUGAGGAGACAUAAGACUCGUCUUGUCCCUAAAAGAUAUAUUCAGGUUGACGACAUCGAUUUCCACGUCAUUUUUUCGCAUGUUCCCAAACUUGUCACUGUUUGUUGUCUUCUGUUCGUUACAGUCAGUAAGAGUUGGUUCAUUCAUCAACUCGGUGUUAAUAACGUCUUUCUCCAUGACGAUCUCAAUGAAAAAGUUACAUGAGUGUUCCUCAAGGCUUUGCUGCUGCCAGUGAUACGCGUGUUUAUCGCCUAAAUUGUUGUAUGGCUAUCUCAGGCAUCUGUAAAUUGGUAUGACAAGUUCACUACCACCCUUGGUGCGCUUUAAUAUCCUUCUUUGUAUAUCUUUCCUUGGGGAGCACUUUCGUCACAACUUUCAUUUACGUUGACAUCGACUUUUGACCGGUAAUAACCUCACCUUUAUCUCCCAUGUGAAGAAGUUUCUAGACUUCCGCUUUAGCAUAAUAUAUCUUAGUAGUAUUCUCUAUUUCAUGAGUACUAAAGCUGCAUGUUCUCCUCACAGCAUUGUCCUCAAUCAGCACAAGUUUGUCCUAUGUCCUUUAUAUUUUGAAGGAGGCUAGUGUUACAGCUUGUCAUCAUAGUGCCUUUCCGCUUGAGCAGAACCAUCCUCUCACUCAACCUCCUCCUUCGGUUCUCCUUGACCCAUAUGCUUAUCUUCGGCUCAUUGGAUGCCUCUUAUACCUGACAAUUACUCACCUCGACAUCACAUAUGGUGUCAAUAAACUCAGCCAGUUUGUUUAUACACCUACUCGUGCCCAUAUGGGUGCUGUUGAAUGCAUCCUUUGUUAUCUCAAGAUCUACCCUAGACAGGGUUUGUUUUUCUCGUCCAGUAUUUUCUUAGACCUCUUCCAUAUGGAUGUUGUUGAAUGUCCAUGCACGACAACACACGUACACAUGACACCAAUGUAAUCCUAGUAGCUUCUGAUGAUAGGGAUAUAUUUUGAUGCAAUGCCAUUCGGCCAAGACUAAGAAUCUUCAAUAAGAGAUACAGAGUCGAAGAGACUCACUCUCUCCUGUAAACUAAUUAUGAUAAGCAAAGAUAUCACGUAAAUCACAUCUUCUUUAUAUUUCCGCAAAUAGUCUUCAUUAUACUUUUCAUAAACGAACUAGUUUCAAUCACUUAGUUGUUGAAAGGAUUCCAUAUACCGAACAUAACCACUUAUUAUUUUGGGUAAAAACAAUAUAUUAGCCACAACUAUUAAGUUCCGGGGAAUUAUAGCCACAAUUAUCAAAAUACAAAUUAUUAGCCAAACGUUAACUUUCCGUUAGCAAUUCCAUUAGUAAUGCUGACUAACCUUUACGAUACUGAGCUGGCUCCGACGUAGCAGUUACCAUACACUUCCUCCUUCCGACGAGCUCUAAAGAGCUUCUUCCACCCACUAACCCGUACCUUCAUUCCUCCUUUCCACCCAAAAUUCCUCCUCUCGUCUUCACCCCAUCCUCCUCUUCUUCCACUUCUACCCUACGCCACCUUCAACUCUGCUCCACCACUAUCCAACAUCACCACUCCCCACUAUCGAAGAUCUUCAGAUCUCCUUCCAAUCCAGAUGCCCCCAUUUCAUCUCUCUCUACCUCAAGCCUCCCACUAAUCUUUCUCAAUCGUUCUCAAGUUCUAGCGACAUCACCAUCACAACCACCGAGUCAAACUCAAAUGACCUAAGCUCAAAAUUAUCGUGAAAUCGACGAUCCAUCCUCUUCCCUGGAGAGAACAAAAAGCUGAGCUCGGUGGCGCCGCAGCACUGCCAAAGUCCAAGAACCGAAAACUGACGCCGCCCUCCAAGGGGAACCCGGCUUCCCCAGCUGCGAUGUCUGCUUCCGACCUGAAAUGGGUCGGAGAACACGGGAGCGGCGGCAGCCAGGCCGUAGGCCAGAUUGGGGUUCGUGGCUGGGCCAUUCUCUCGAGAGCCGCCGCCAGAUUUACAUAGCCGCCGCCAUAGGCCAGAUUGGGAUCCCUCUGUUUGUGCCACCUCUUCCUCCUUCCCCUCGUCUCUGUCUCCAAUCGCAGUUGGGGUUUCAAUUGAUGGAUUUGGGGUUGGAGGAGGAGGGAAGAAGGGAGAUUGAGGCGGAGGGAUUCAAUUGGGAGGAGGAGGGAAGAAGCGACGGCUAGGCGGAGGAGCAGGAAAGAAGGUCGAGAGGUGAUGUUGCUGGAGAAGAAGAAGGGGAAAGUAGGGCUUUGACCCUCAAUUUUUAUUUUUAUUUUUUAUCUUCAAAAAUUAAAAAUAAAAUUUAAUCUGACGU